Aphanomyces astaci is the source of this 1482-nucleotide messenger RNA. RefSeq lists its product as hypothetical. The coding region runs from base 65 to 1255 and encodes 396 amino acids. Lineage: Eukaryota; Oomycota; Saprolegniomycetes; Saprolegniales; Verrucalvaceae. Gene Ontology annotation, biological process: triglyceride biosynthetic process. Gene Ontology annotation, molecular function: diacylglycerol O-acyltransferase activity. The record is from RefSeq and is a predicted model, not a curated record. Gene Ontology annotation, cellular component: endoplasmic reticulum membrane. The transcript is spliced from 8 exons.
GAGUCCACAUCAAUAAGGAUGUCUAAACCUAUAUACGUAACACGGUAUUUAAUUAAUUAUUUGUAUGGGUCAUUUCAGCACGAUUAAAAAUAUGCCUCCAGCAAUCCUUUACUUUGAUUGGCUUAGCCGAGAUGGAUUUUUGCGUUUGAUUGGCUUAGCCGAUAUCGAAUCACGGGACAGAGGUGAUGACUCGCACAAAUACAGUAACUUGGUAUCGAACAUGCGCGAAGUCAAGAAGUCGGGAAGUGCGGUGUCCAAGCCCGCUGCGGCGGCGGCCUCUAAGGACGAUGGCGUGGUACGCCUGCACCACCCAGAUCCAUCCUUCUGCGACACUCUCCCGUCGUUCCUAUUCAAUGCGUUGGAGCUUGCCAUCAGUAUCAUCGCUAUUCAUUACUUGGUGUGGCCUGUGUUCACUGGCGUCUUCUUGUACUACAUCCACACGCUCGGGUACACGUACGUGAGCGUGGCGUUGAUUUUGGCGUACGUGCCGACGUUUCUGAACAAUGCGCACAUGAAGCUGACGCCAAAGGAAGGCGGCAUGCAAUGGGAUUGGUUGCGACAACAUAGCGCUUGGAAGUUCAUGUGUAGCUACACCAAACUCGAGAUUGUUCGCGAAGCAGAGCUCGACCCGACGAAACAAUAUGUGUUUGCAUACCACCCGCAUGGUAUUUUGAUCUUGUCGCGCAUUUCGACGUACGCUGGCAACUUUGAGGCGCUGUUUCCUGGCAUUGUGGCCAGGGCGUUGGGGGCCACCCCCAUGUUUUACAUUCCCAUGGCCCGCGAAAUCUGCCUCUGGUUGGCGGCUGUGGAUGCAUCGCGGAAAAAUGCCGAGCGCAUACUGAAGGACAAGAUGAGCGUCAUCGUCUACCCCGGCGGAUCCAAGGAGAUAUUUCUCACCGACCCAAAGUCCAAACAAACCACCCUCGUGCUCAAUAAACGCUUGGGGUUUAUCAGGCUGGCCGUUCGAUAUGGCGCCGACAUCGUGCCGACCUUUGUAUUUGGUGAAAAGUGGAUGUACAACAUCUGGAAUCCACCGAAAUCCGUGCGCCAUUUCUUUCUGUCGACGCUCAAGGUGCCGCUGCUGCUGUUCUGGGGGCGGGGCUUCACAUGGCUGCCCAAGCGUCUCACGGGCAAGCGCAAGUUUGGCGUCGUGCAUGGCAAACCCAUUCCAGUACAUUUUCGAUGCAUAUAUAUGUAUCAUCUAUCCAAACCUAUGAACGAUGGUGGGGAUGAUAAUAUUGGUGCUUGCCUAUAGGUCGUUCAAAACGAAAACCCUACCGAAGAAGAACUCGUCAAGAUCCACACGCUGUACGUGGAAGAGUUGAACGACUUGUUCCUCCGAUACAAGGCGCAAUUCGGCUACGACGACGAUGAAACCCUGGUCAUCCAGUAGUAAACUAGUCCAGUGACAGAUGUCUCGGAUCUCCCUUUCGAGGCAAGGAAACUGUUUUGCAUGCAAUACAAUGUUCACGUACAUGGCCA